AAUGGGCCGUUUGGUCUUCCAUAAUUACAAUAUGGCUUCCUUGGGUCGACCUUGUUCAUGGGCUAAGUAUAUGUUUAGAAGACAACGAGCAUUACCAUUAAGCAAUAUAAGACAAAUUUUCUCAGGAAGUUGUAUAGAUGCUAGUGAUGGCUUGUCAGAUGAGCAGAAACAUAUUCAACAGAUGGCUAGAGAUUUUGCCAAGAACGAAAUGGCCCCUUACAUGAAAGACUGGGAUCAAGAGGAACAUUUCCCUCGUGAUGUAAUGAAGAAGGCGGGUGAGUUGGGAUUUGGAGCAGUGUAUUGUCAAGAAGCAUAUGGCGGUACUGGUUUAACAAGAUUAGAUGCAUCUGUUAUAUUUGAAGCAUUAUCAACAGGAUGUGUAAGUACUACUGCUUACAUUAGCAUUCACAAUAUGUGUGCAUGGAUGAUAGAUGAAUUUGGUAGUGAAAAAUUAAAAGAAACUUGGAUACCACAGUUAGCUUGUAUGGAUGUAUGUGCAUCAUAUUGUUUGACAGAACCAGGUGCUGGUAGUGAUGCAGCAUCAUUAAUUACUUCAGCUAAAAAAGAUGGAGAUAGUUAUAUCUUAAACGGAGAAAAGGUAUUUAUAAGUGGAGCCGGUGUAACAGAUGUAUAUUUAGUUAUGUGUAGAACUGGUACAGAAGGAGCUAAAGGUAUAUCAUGUAUUCUAGUAGAAAAAGAUACACCAGGAUUAUCAUUUGGUAAAAAAGAGAAAAAGGUAGGUUGGAAUUCUCAUCCUAUACGAGCUGUGAUAUUUGAAGAUUGUAAAGUACCUGUAGCUAAUAGAAUAGGUGGUGAAGGAGAUGGUUUUACCAUAGCUAUGAGAGGAUUAAAUGGAGGCAGAAUAAAUGUUGCUUCAUGUUCGUUGGGAGGUGCUCAUGCUAGUAUGGAACAUGUACGGGAUCAUUUUAAAGUACGGAAACAGUUCGGACAGACUUUAGAAAAUUAUCAGUAUCUGCAGUUUAAGUUUGCUGACAUGGCUGCUGGGUUAGUUGCAUCUCGUUUAAUGGUCAGAAAUGCAGCAGUAGCUCUACAGAAUAAAGCACCUAAUGCUGUUCCACUUUGUUCUAUGGCAAAAUUAUUUGCAACAGAUGAAUGUUUCAAAAUAUGUAACCAGGCAUUACAGAUGUUUGGUGGUUAUGGUUAUUUAAAAGAAUAUCCAGUACAACAGUAUUUCCGUGACAGUCGAGUACACUCUAUAUUAGAAGGAACAAAUGAAAUAAUGAGAUUACUUGUAUCAAGAGACUUAUUAAAAGAUAGAUAAAAUAUUAACAGUUGUCUUACUGGGAUGAGAUUAGAACUUUUUAUACCCGUGAUACAAGCAGUGCUGGGAAAAAGUCAAUUUAAAAAAAUAAUUGGUAUUUGGUUAUGUGUACAUAAAAAAAAUAGCAUAUGAAGAUUGUUAAUAUAUUAUGUACCCAGAUAUUUAUUAUGUUUAAGUUAACAUUUACAAAUUUGUGUUUUAAACAAAUAUGCUACAACUACUCUGAUUUUAGAGUACAUUCAGUUAUAGAUUUUUAGUAGCAGUAAAUACAUGUAAUUGGAUAUUGUUCACUUGACAGAUCUGAAUAAAACACAAUGCAUUCAACAAAUUUGACUGAUGUGGUAUCUAGUCAGUACGCGUAUGUUU
Patella vulgata (common limpet) is the source of this 1648-nucleotide messenger RNA. Its product is annotated as isobutyryl-CoA dehydrogenase, mitochondrial. Gene Ontology annotation, biological process: lipid metabolic process. Gene Ontology annotation, molecular function: flavin adenine dinucleotide binding; acyl-CoA dehydrogenase activity. The record is from RefSeq and is a predicted model, not a curated record. Bases 2 to 1282 code for a protein of 426 amino acids. The transcript is spliced from 11 exons. NCBI's taxonomy places the organism in Eukaryota, Metazoa, Mollusca, Gastropoda, Patellidae.